GGGCCCUCGAGCGAGCGCGCCCCGCCGGACCCUGCCGCGCUCUGGCCCCCGCCAUGCUCCUGCUGCUGGGGCUGUGCCUGGGGCUGCCGCUCUGCGCGGGGUCGCCGGAGGAGGCUCGGCCCCGGGGUGACACUUCGGAGCAAGUUGCUCUCAGGGAGCCAAGGCAGGUCAGACUGUUGCAGAGGCUGAAAACCAAACCCUUAAUGACAGAAUUCUGGGUGAAGUCCACCAUCAUUUCCCGUUACGCCUUCACUACGGUCUCCUGUAGAAUGCUGAAUAGAGCUUCUGAGGACCAGGAAAUUGAGUUUCAGAUGCAGAUUCCAGCUGCGGCUUUCGUCACCAACUUCACCAUGCUCAUCGGAAGCAAGGUGUAUCAGGGAGAAAUUAUAGAGAGAGAUAAGAAAGGUGGUGAUAAGGUCAAAGAGAAAAGGAACAAAACCUCUGAAGACGACGGGGAGAAGGGGACAGAAACAUUCAGAGCCUCUGUCGUGAUUCCCGGCAAGGACAAGGCUGCCUUCAUCCUCAGUUACGAAGAGCUCUUGCAGAGGCGGCUGGGGAAGUACGAGCACGUCAUUAGCGUGCGGCCCCAGCAGCUGGUGGGGAGGCUCACGGUGGAAGUGAAUAUUCUGGAGAGGUCUGGCAUCACGGCGCUGGAGGUGCUGCAGUUACAGCACAGUAGGCAGAAGGGCAGCGUCAGGGGGGAAGAUGAUUCUGGGCCGCCCCCUUCUACUGUUAUCAACCAAAACGACACUUUUGCCAAAAUUCUGUUUAAGCCUACCGUGGUACAACAAGCCAAGAUCGCCCAGAAUGGCAUUUUGGGAGAUUUCAUCGUUAGGUACGAUGUCAACAGGGAGCAGAGCAUUGGGGACAUCCAGGUUCUAAAUGGCUAUUUUGUGCACUACUUUGCCCCCGAAGACCUGCCUCCUUUGCCCAAGAACGUGGUGUUUGUGCUUGACAGCAGUGCCUCCAUGGUGGGAACCAAACUCCGGCAGACCAAGGAUGCCCUGUUCACGAUUCUCCACGACCUCCGGCCCCAGGAUCACUUCAACAUCAUCGGCUUUUCCAACCGCAUCAAAGUGUGGCAGGACCAUCUGGUGUCAGUUACUCCCGACAACGUCAGAGACGGCAAAGUCUAUAUCCACCACAUGUCGCCCAGCGGAGGCACGGACAUCAACGGGGCGCUGCAGAGGGCCAUCAGGCUGCUCAAUGACUACGUGGCCCGCAACGACGUGGGAGAUCGCAGCGUGUCCCUCAUCAUCUUCCUGACUGAUGGGAAACCCACCGUCGGGGAGACCCACACCCUCAAGAUUCUCAACAACACCAGGGAGGCCGCCCGGGGCCACAUCUGCAUCUUCACCAUCGGCAUCGGGAACGACGUGGACAUCAGGCUGCUGGAGAAGCUGUCGCUGGAGAACUGUGGCCUCACGCGGCACGUGCUGGAAGACGAUGACGCGGGCUCGCAGCUCAUCGGGUUCUACGACGAGAUCCGGACCCCUCUGCUGUCCGACAUCCGCGUCGACUACCCCCCCGCCGCCGUGGAGCGCGUCACCGGGACGCUGUUCCCCAACUACUUCAACGGCUCGGAGAUCGUCGUCGCGGGGCAGCUGGCGCGGCGCGCGGAGCGGCUGCGCGUGGAGGUGACGGCCAGCAACGGCGCGGAGCCCGUCGUGCUGCGGGCGGACGUGCGGCUGCGGGCCCCGGGCGCGGGCGCGGGCGGCGCCCCCAACCCCGUGCAGCGGCUCUGGAGCUACCUGAGCACCCGGCAGCUGCUGGGCGCCUGGCGGCGCAGCCGCGACGAGCGCGAGCGCGAGCAGCUGGGAAGGCGCGCGCAGGCCCUGGCCGUGGCCGCGCGCUUCCUCACGCCGCUCACCGCCAUGCGCCUGAGGACGCCGGCGCCGCGCGCGGGCCCCGAGCCCGUGAUGCAGAGUCUCCGAGGCGCCGGCCCGCAGCCAGGACCUGCUCUCAAGAAACCAUACAACCCAAGAAUUAAAGUCUCCAAAACCUCAGUGGAUGGAGACCCCCAUUUCGUCGUGGACUUCCCCCUGCGCAACCUCACCGUCUGCUUCAACAUCGACGGGCGGCCGGGGGACAUCGUCAGGCUCAUCUCUGACCACGCGGAUUCUGGCGUGACCGUGAACGGAGAGCUGAUCGGGGCGCCGGCGCCCCCCGGCGGCCACAAGAAGCAGCGCACCUACUUCCGCACCAUCACCAUCCUGGCCAACAAGCCGGAGCGGUCAUACCUGGAGAUCACGCCGCGCAGAGUCAUCCUGGACGGCGGGGACAGGCUGGUCCUCCCCUGCAACCAGAGCGCGGAGGCGGGGAGCCGCGGGCUGCAGGUGUCUGUGUCCGCCAACGCCAACGUCACCGUCACCAUCCAGGGCACCGUCGCCUUCGUCGUCCUCAUUCACCUGUACAAGAGGCCGGCCGCCUACCAGCGGGACCACCUUGGCUUCUACAUCGCCAACAGCGAAGGCCUAUCUGGGAGCUGCCACGGGCUGUUAGGCCAGUUCCUGAACCAGGAUGCCACGCUCACCCAGGAGCCCUCCGGGCUCGGCGAGGGGCCCGUGCACGUCCUGCAGGUGAGAGGACACCGGGUCCCCGUGGUCUGGAAACAGAGGAGCAUCUACAACGGGGAGGAGCAGGUGCGCUGCUGGCUGGCCCGCAACAGCGCGGCCGAGCUCAUCGACGGCCGGUACCAGGACUACCUGGCCACCCAUCCGUUUGACACGGCGACCGCGUUCGGCCCGGGGCCGUCCGGGGGCUCUGACGCCGCAGCCUGAGCGGAGGCGUGUGUGCGGGGACGCGCCUGGCCUCCUGACAGUUGACGGCUCCCCGGGACCCACCCCUGCUGCCGGGUAGGCCCCGGGUCAGCCUGAGUGAAGGGUGGGGUCAGGGCGCUGCAGCGAUGGCAGCAUGUCCCUCUGCGUCCUGCCCUCCCCCUCCGCGAUAGAGACGGUAACCGAGGACUAAGGCCCCCCUGCGACGCGGAAGUCUGCGCCUCGUCCCUCAGCCUGCGGUGCGUGCGCUGGGCCGGCCGGCUUGUCCCUCUCGCGGCCUGUCGUGAGGUCGCUGGGGAAGGAACGCGGCCACGGCGCUGCUUCCCCUGUGGGAAGGGCCGCGCUGGGCACUCUGCUGUGCGCCCUUCGCCAACGCUUGGGCGUCUCCCCGGCCCCAGGCCCCCACCGGGUGGCCACCCUCUGCCCCCGGGGGCCCUCUCGCGGGGCCAGGACCCAGUCAUGCGCUUAGCUCGUAGGUCUGGUCGUUGUAGACAAUUCAGGCUUUUCUUAGGAGAGGGCUUCCUUCUGCUGUGAUGUCUUUCUUGCCUUUGGAAAUGAGUUUUCAUUAAAAAAAAAAAUGGUUGAAAAUCGAA
This is a messenger RNA of Hyaena hyaena (striped hyena), 3370 nucleotides long. RefSeq names its product inter-alpha-trypsin inhibitor heavy chain 5 (gene ITIH5). Gene Ontology annotation, biological process: hyaluronan metabolic process. The record is from RefSeq and is a predicted model, not a curated record. Lineage: Eukaryota; Metazoa; Chordata; Mammalia; Carnivora; Hyaenidae. Gene Ontology annotation, molecular function: serine-type endopeptidase inhibitor activity. Bases 54 to 2780 code for a protein of 908 amino acids. The transcript has 14 exons.